UACCACACGUUCUCCCGCUGGAAUAAUAUACAUAUAUAUAUUUAAGAAUUGCCCAGUAUCGGUGCUCAUUUCUGUCCAUGCACAGCCUGUCAUAUUGUAAGAGGUGCUUCUGAAAGGAAAUUUGGUACUGUAAAAACCUUCAAAUUUUCCACAGAUCUACAGACGGGGACAAUAACAGACUCUUUAGUCCAAAGCUGUUACAGACACUCCGCUCAAAGACUAAGCUGCGAGGACCUCAUUGUGAAAACUCGUCCAACCAGUAUGCCAGCCAUUCUAAGGAAAUAAAUACUCUGGCUCGCACAAAGGCAGCUUAAAGACUGUAUAACGGACAUUACCGCCGGUUGUAUGGGACUCUCGGCAGAGACCAAAACAAAGCAAGAUCAGAACUGUACAACCAGGAUGAUGGCCUCUAACACUGGGAGUUACAAUUUAAGUCCCUCACAGCAACAACUGUGCAUGAUCAAGGAAUUAUACUCCAUGUCCAACAUAGAAUGGGAUGACCAAGAAAUCAUUAACCUCAAAGACUUCACCAGCAAGCACCUGACUCCACAUAUAGUCAGAGUAGAACAGGGACAGUUCAUGAACAUUGGAGCAUCAAAGCACAUCCACCCAGGCAUUCACACUGAGCUUCUCUUUCAUUCUACAAAAACCUGCUCAAAGAUUUUUGCCCAGGGAGUCAAAGUAAAGGACAGAAAGGUAUCAGUUUUGACUCAGAACUUUUCUAUUCCUAGUACAUAUCAAGGCUGGUUUGAGGUGCUAUCAGAAGAGGGGAGAUCUGUGCCACCAUUUGACACAGUGAGAGACUUGGCCAGACGAUUUCCCAAAAAAGCCCUGGUAAGAGCCAAUACCAAGGGGUACAUAAACAAUGAACGUGGAGAGCUAUGCAUGGAUAAAACUAGAACUGUGCACGCAGGGGAGGUUUUGACUGUGGCUGGAGACGUGAUGAUCAGUCUGCCUAAAGGAAAAGGUAGAGCUAAGCUCCUCCGUUGUUUUGAUCAGAAUGGCUCUGGUGUAUACUUGAACUUUGACACAAAAGGUGCCUUCAGCCCCAUUGCUGAGAGGGACAAUAUUUCUGGGGUGCACAUGAUCAAUGACCUCGUUGCCAAAUUCCGCUUACCAAUCAUGGUGCGUCUAGUUUACGGAGUGGCUCCCUGUGGAAGUAAGCUCAAAUUUACUGGAUGUCUGCGCUUGAUCUCAUCAGAUACAGACAGCAUUGCUUUUGUUAUGCCACUGGAUAUAAGCCAGAAAAUGUUGCCUGUCUCAUUAUCAAAAGUAUCACUGAAGCUCAGACCUGCAACCAACAUUGAGAAAAUCAAACAGCAAGAUGCCUUUAAGCAGUUAUAUGAAAGGUGCUCAAACAUGAUAACUAGUUACUUGAACAGCAUCCAUGUUCUUGUAGAGAUCACAGAUUUCCAGUCAAACCAGCAACAGCAACAACAACAACAACAGCAGAUAGAACCAGGAUCUGCAGUCUACAAACCCAAGGAAUUAACCAAUCCAGAUGUCAUUCCCACCAAUGUUCCCCCAGAGAGUCCUGAUGUGAUUCAAGAAGAGAAAGCUGAACCUAAACCCUCAGCUGAAGAUCUUAUAUUUGAGGAAAUAGAUGAUAUUUAUGUAUAUGUGCGAGAAGGGGGGCCUCCCCCAAAAGUUCGUCCACCUGCACCUUUACCUGCAAAUGUAAAGGCAGAUGAUCAGUACUGGGAAGAACCAGACUAUGAAACACUAGCUAGAUACAAUGCCAAGAACAAAGUAUCACAAACGAACAGUUCAGGCACUGGAAGCAAAAGUGGAGGAAGUAAGAAUCUCUCUCGGCAGAAUUCCUCAGAAUCUCAGCCAGUUGUUGAAUCCAAAGUGACAGCAAAUGGAAUUGUGCUCCUUGGAAUAGACAAACAAAAAGAUAAGCAGCAACCACCACCACUGCCUCCUAAGAAGUUUGAGAAAUCCAAAAGUAGUGCUCCACAUUUCUUUUCAAGAUUUGUGAAGAAAUCCACAAAACAGUCUCCACCAUCUUCCCAAAAACAGCCACAAAAAUUCAUUUUGGUGCCACCAGGUAAAAAGCAAGCUAGUCGCAAACUAUCCAAAGACAUGAGAACCAGAAGUCAUGAUAGUAUUGCUGAGAUGCGACCGCCACCACCUAUCCCAAGGCUUGUAACACAUCAUCAUCAUCAUCCACCACCUACUGGCAUCUUUCGAUUGGAUAGGCCAGAUCGCGAUUUGCGAAAAAGUAUGUUCUUAUGAUAUGACUCAGGCACUGUACAGUGCAGUAUCAUACAGCAAGAAUAACAGCAUAAUGAUGAGGAAUAAUGACAAUGGUAAUUAAGGUGUUUUUGAGUUGUGUUUUUGAAGGCCUGCAAUCCAAGGGCCAGUGGGCUUUCAUUCUAUGAUCUCAGUGUGUUGCUUUGUCCAAAUCUGUUUAAACUGGACCAUUCAGUUUCAGCAUACUUUAUUCAUCUCUAGAUACAGCCAUUCAAAUUCAGAAAUGACUGGCAAAUUACUAGUUAUCUAAGUUCUCUCUAAUGUUUUUUUUUUUCACUCCGACAAGGGGGUUAUGUUUUUUACAAAUUGAUAUGGAUAUAUUUUUUGGUUGAAUUAAAUUGUAGUUUUAAGUAUAGGGACUGAAUAUGCACCCCAUGUAUUAAGGUCGUGGGCAAAGUAUCAGACUAAUCUCAGAUUCUUAUCAGAAUUACUUUAUGCUUCAUAUUGUAAUUUGGAAGCCAUUUAUAGCAAAAAAGUCCAUAGCUCUGACGCUUGGCUAUUACGACCUUCAUCAUGAGUCACUAAAACUGUUUUGUUCGUACAGUGAAUCUGUGCACACAAUGCCUGCACUGUCUAGGUUGCAUUCAGAAAAGUCUGAUGCCUGUUGCUGAUAAGUACCUCUUGUAUUCCUAAUGUUUUUCUUACAACCAUUACAAAGUAUAAAUAUGAACUGUUAUAGUGCUUAGAUAGAUAUAUGGAGGGGCAGUCGCACAUCCAUGUAUUUAUUUUGGUUUUAACCAGUUUUUUUCAGAUCCAGGUAUGAAAUAUAUGGUAACCAUAGGAUUAACCUGAAUUAAGAAAAUAAAAUACAAUUGUACAACACUCAUGUGAAUGUUGGAAUGUUUUCUAUGGUAAAAAUUAUGGUGCUUUGGAUGUUUAGACAAUAUGUCUUAGAUAUGCGGUAUAUGUUUAAGGUUGGCUGAUACAGUAAGCAACUGAUCUCUUUUAUGCCUUCCUUUUCUCACAUCAGUUUGAAUUUUUACUAGGCUAUUUUUAAAAAAGUUACAGUUUAAUGUGAUUGUUUCAGAUUGUAGAAAUUUCAAAUCCUUCACCAUCAUGCACUGUUUCUCAUCAGAUGUACACAUAGUACCAAUUCUGAAUUGUGCAGAAGUCAUUGAAUCCUUAUAAGUUAACAAUCUUACAUAUUUUAAUUAAAUGGGGAGGAUAGAGUCACUAUCUCACCCACCUCUAACACUCAUAAGAGCAACUUAUGUACUGUACCAUAAGGUCAUACAGUUCUAAUUCAUAAUUGGUAUUAGUAUGUAAAUUGCUUCUUUACUGAAGCUGGGAUCUUUCUGAUAACAUCUGUACAAACUUGAGUAAGGCACUGGUUCUGACAACUACAGUAAUUAGGGAAAGAAAGAGGGGUUAUCAUGCAAGUAAUUAGUGGGAACAUGAGAGAGAAAAUCACAAAUGGGGACAUACUUUGCAAAAUGGAUUGUGGUAGAAAACAUGAAUGGCCUUGCUGGCAUAGAACAUAGUGACUCUUCAGCUCAGAACUUUACUUAACUGAAGUUUCAAUAUGCUUGAAACAAUGGGUGUUGAUGAUCAUAUCUCAGACAAUGAGAAAGCAAUUUAAAUUGUUUAAUUCACAGUCACAAUUAAGCAGAACCAAUCGAAACUUCAUUGUCAAUGUUUUUUUUUUAAAACCAACACUUUCUUUCUUGUCACUCAAAGUAAAGUACUAUGUAUUCUUGUUCAUAGUUUAGAAUAUCUGUAUGAAGUUUAAAGUUUUUGUCUAGUAGGUAUAAUUUGCUACACUGGCAGUUCCAUAUUUCAGCCAAAAGUUCCAAAUGCAUUCUCUUCUAGUCAAUAUAAUCUGUGGAACUGUGAUAUCUCUCUGAUAUAUGCUGAAAAAAUGUGAUUUAUCCAUAUUUUUGUUGUGUACAAGAAAUUUAACAUUUUACAUUUUAUACAUAUGUAUAUAUAAUGCAUGUAUAAUUCCUGUACUUGUUCAAGUAUGAUUAUUAAUAUUAGAUCAAAUGGAAUAAUAAUAUAUCUGAAAAUGA
Molecule: messenger RNA, 4265 nt
Organism: Lingula anatina
Lineage: Eukaryota; Metazoa; Brachiopoda; Lingulata; Lingulida; Lingulidae
Source: RefSeq, a predicted model, not a curated record